AUGGCUGCAGAAUCCAAACUAGGAGAUAACACAAUAUGGCACACGUUUACAAGAUAUAUCCCAGAAUGUUUUGUUAGCGACUAUUCCAAACUGGAGAAAGGCUUGAAGGAAUUCUUCCCUGGCGGAAUUGAUGUCACAUUUGAGAAGGAAACCGCAGAUCAUGUAGCACAUUACAAGGUUAUCGGGCUCCGAGACAGUCUCGAUAACAUCAACCUACAGAAAUUCCUCACGGACGGUGAAUAUGUUUUACGGGAUUGA
Molecule: messenger RNA, 258 nt
Organism: Fusarium odoratissimum NRRL 54006
Lineage: Eukaryota; Fungi; Ascomycota; Sordariomycetes; Hypocreales; Nectriaceae
Exons: 1
Coding region: 1-258 (85 amino acids)
Source: RefSeq, a predicted model, not a curated record